AUGAGAUCUUUAGUGAGCUUUUCCAUAUUUCUGGGCGGUGCCUGGCUGGCCACCGCCGAGACAAUUGAGAAAACCUGCGGCCGGAGCGAAGGUAUAAUUCGCUAUUCUCACGAGCGGCACAUCGCCGGGUUCGGCUCUCUGCCUGCCGACUUUCGCGACAAGUACUUCGACACUGCCAGCAUAGGCUCGGCCAUCCAGAUCACCAACUGGGCGAGGCCGGCUUGGAACGACACCAACAACACCCCCUACACCGGCAUACUAUGGGGCCUCAGCGACCGCGGCUGGAACAACGAGGGCACCGUCAACUACCAGCCGCGCGUCCACCGCUUCAGCCUUACCUUGGCCCCUAGCCACCCAGUUCCGCGAGAGAGGAUCACGCUUGCAUACCUCGACACCAUCCUCCUCCGGGAUCCCGAGGGAAACCCGACCACGGGCUUAGACCCGGACGACUUCGGCGGUAUCGAAUUCCCCCACUUCCCCCUUCUCCCCUCCGCCACGUACCUCGGCGACGGCUGGGGCGGCGGGGACCAGAACCAAAUCACGACGCGCGUCGCCAUCGACCCGGAGUCGCUGCACGUGGACGAGGCCGCAGGCCUCCUGACCAUCGGGGACGAGUACGGGCCCAUGAUCUACACCUUUUCCAUGUCCGGGAGGAUGAUAUCCGCCACGGCGCCACCGGGAGCGUUCCUGCCGUACCGCGGGUCCAACGCCACGCAAAUGGAGCCGAGCUUCUCAUCCGACGACCCGCGCAUCGGCGACCCGGGCCGGUGGCCCAUCACGUCUGAGCCGGCGUCGGGCAGGCCCAACAACCGCGGCUUCGAGGCGCUGGCCGUCAGCCCCUCGGGCGGCGAGAUGUUUGCCCUGAUGCAGGCGCCGCUGAUGCAGGAGGGCAUGUACCAGCCCGACCAGUACCGCACCGCACGCCUGCUGUACUACAAGCGCGUGGCCAAGCCCGGCGGCGAGCUCGCCCACACCCUCGAGGCCGAGUACCUGGUGCCGAUGCCGCGGUGGAGCAAGUCGGAAAAGGUCGAGACGCUGCCGACGUACACGGACAUGAUCUGGCUGUCGAGGUGGCAGGUGCUGGUGCUGGCGCGGUCGAUGGGCCAGGGACGCGGGGGCGCCUUGGGCGCGCACAGCACGUACCGGCAGGUGGACGUGGUCGACCUGCGGACGGCGGAGAACGUGCUGGGGUCCAAGGACGCGCGGUACGAGAAGACGUUGGACCCCGAGGACGGAGCACCCAACGCGUGGGCGAGGAUCAAGCCGGCGCUGCACUGCGGGUUCCUCGACAUCAACGACGGCAUUGACCUGUACGAGUACGGCCUGCACAGCUCCGGCGAGGACGACGCCGACCUGAUGAGCGAGAAGUGGGAAGGCAUCACGCUCGCCAACACGGGGACGCCGAGGGAGUGGUUCCUGUUUGCGGCGUCGGAUAACGACUAUGCGACGCAGAACGGCUUUGUCAAAGGCGGCUUAGUCACAUAUCAAGACCCAAGGAAGAUCUCCGUCGAUACUCAUAUUCUGGCCUUUAGGGUGCGUCUGCCUUUGGGAAUGCCAUAUUGA
This is a messenger RNA of Pyricularia grisea, 1563 nucleotides long. RefSeq lists its product as uncharacterized. Lineage: Eukaryota; Fungi; Ascomycota; Sordariomycetes; Magnaporthales; Pyriculariaceae. The transcript has 2 exons. The record is from RefSeq and is a predicted model, not a curated record. Bases 1 to 1563 code for a protein of 520 amino acids.